CCAAAUCGAGUGCGCAUGCGCGCUGAAGUUGCUCCCGGAAGUACAUCAAUGCACGUGUAGCAUUUGACAACCUUGAGAGGACUACAAACAGUUAACCUGCUGUGAGUUUAUGUCUCACAACAGACCGCUCCCGCGAUGCGAAUACCACGAUUAUUGUACCCACUCUACCAGCUGGGCAACCCUCAGCUGAGGAUCUUCAGACCCAAGUGGUCCCUGACCCUGGUGAGGCCGGGGAAAGAGCAGCCUCCUGACACUGUCCAGUUUCGCAUCCCAAUGGUAAUGACAAAGUGUGACCUAAAGGGUUACCUGGAGAAGAUCUAUAACGUCCCGGUGGGAACAAUCCGCACUAGGAUACAGUUUGGCUCCAACAAGAAGAGGAAUCAUCUGAACCAGAGGGUUAAGCAGCCCGACUUUAAAGUAGCCUACGUUCAGCUGGCCCAAGGCCAUACUUUCACCUUCCCUGACAUCUUCCCGGAAAAGGACGGGACGCCGGCGGAGGGCUCCAUGGAGGAGAUGCAGGAGAAGUUCAUUGAGGAUGAGAAGCAGAGGCAGAAAUCUGACCCGAGGAGAGGAGGCGUCACCGAGUGGUUCGGACUCUGAGACAAACCCUCUGACCAGGAAGUCUUUGCACGUACACGUGCGCGUGCAGGGUGCUUCACUGGGAGCCACGUGCAUUGUUUUACAACGCGACUGUUGUGAUGUCACUUCUAUUUCUGUAUGAAACCCUCACGAGUAUGUAGUAAAGAAGAACGAAGCAUGUGUGUGGGAGAAAGGAGACGUGUUUUGUUUGUGUGUUUGUGUGUGUGUGUGUGUGUGUGUGUGUGUGUGUGUGUGUGUGUGUGUGUGUGUGUGAAGGAGAGAGAGCGAGUUUGCGAGGCUCCAGCCCAGUAACGAUAGCCAGAGCAGAAUCACAGGAGGAGGAGAGUGGCCCUGCUCCAUCUCUCAUGAAACCAGCCCACCGUACAGAAUCCCCAUCACCUCAGAUGACCUCCUCUUCGUCCUCCCUGACUCUUCCACCUCCUUCUCCUUUAACUCCUCGUCUUUGGCAUUGGUACCUCAGCACAUCCACCUCACUGGACUCACCCGUUCCUCAGUGUGUCCCCUCUCGUGUCCUUCCGUGUCCUUGUCCAAGUCCUACACUCCCCUUCCCUCUGCCACACCGGGGGGAGUGGUAUAGCGUGGUGUCCCGAGUCGCACUGGAUCUCAGCCAGUUGGAUCAGCCUACCUGGACGACCCGCAUCCUUUUCCUCUUUUAUGAGUUUGCCUCGGAUUAAUUGACCACUUUAGGUAAACAACAAUUGAGAUGUUGUUUCAGCAAAGCAACGGCAUGGAAUUUGCUGGAGUGUUUUAUUAUUUUGUGGCAGCGCCUCUCGCCAUAACUCUGGCUGAGAGACGAUGGUACACAUUGUGUUUUGUGCGCGUGCGUGUUUGCCUUGGAUGUGGGACUUGCCAGUGAAUCUGUCUAAUUGUAAGUGCUGUUGGAGUCAGAACGAAUAAACGGUCACUUGUC
Molecule: messenger RNA, 1510 nt
Organism: Scophthalmus maximus (turbot)
Lineage: Eukaryota; Metazoa; Chordata; Actinopteri; Pleuronectiformes; Scophthalmidae
Gene: mrpl23
Product: mitochondrial ribosomal protein L23
Exons: 5
Coding region: 136-600 (154 amino acids)
Biological process (GO): mitochondrial translation
Cellular component (GO): mitochondrial large ribosomal subunit; ribosome
Molecular function (GO): structural constituent of ribosome
Source: RefSeq, a predicted model, not a curated record